Cotesia glomerata is the source of this 624-nucleotide messenger RNA. It is a transcript of the gene Srp14, whose product is annotated as signal recognition particle 14 kDa protein. Gene Ontology annotation, cellular component: signal recognition particle, endoplasmic reticulum targeting. The transcript has 4 exons. The record is from RefSeq and is a predicted model, not a curated record. Gene Ontology annotation, molecular function: 7S RNA binding; endoplasmic reticulum signal sequence receptor activity. NCBI's taxonomy places the organism in Eukaryota, Metazoa, Arthropoda, Insecta, Hymenoptera, Braconidae. Gene Ontology annotation, biological process: SRP-dependent cotranslational protein targeting to membrane. Bases 128 to 454 code for a protein of 108 amino acids.
UGUAAUUUGCGUUGUCGUCGUUGUCAAUUGUAACAUAACCUAAAAAAUUAAAAUUAGUAAUCUAUAAAUUAGCUUAAUUUUUGUUGUACAUGCUUCUCGACGUAAAGUCGAGGCAUAUGCUACUGGGAUGGUUUUAUUAGAAAAUGAUGUGUUUUUGAGUGAACUCACUAGGUUAUUUGAAAAGUCACGGCUGUCAGGUUCUGUAGCUGUAACUAUCAAAAGAUUCAAUGGUCAUAACAAACCGGAGCCCAGAGAAGGCAACCCACCUUUACCAAAACCAACAGAGUAUCUUUGUUUAGUACGAGCUAAAUUACACUCGAAAAAAAUUUCUACUGUUAUUCAUUCCAAGGAUGUAAAUAAAUUCCAGCAAGCGUACUGGAAUCUACUAAAAGCUAAUAUAAAUGGACUGAAAAAAUUAAAAAAAGUAAAAAGCGCAAAGCCUAAAGCUCAUUAAUCAAAUUAAUAUUUAUUUAUAUUACUUUUUUUUAAACUGAUCAAGAAAAUGCAAUUUCUAUUAAUAAAUCAAUUGAUUAUGUAUCAUAAUUACUUCGUACAUAGAUACAUGUGUUCAAAUUGUGUAAUGUCGCAUUGAAAUCACUAAAAUAUAUAUUGUAUGUAUAAUAA